Molecule: messenger RNA, 852 nt
Organism: Aspergillus pseudonomiae
Lineage: Eukaryota; Fungi; Ascomycota; Eurotiomycetes; Eurotiales; Aspergillaceae
Product: RTA1 domain-containing protein
Exons: 3
Coding region: 1-852 (283 amino acids)
Cellular component (GO): plasma membrane; fungal-type vacuole
Source: RefSeq, a predicted model, not a curated record
AUGCCAAACUCCUGGCAUGGCCAGCCCUUGGCUUGUCAUCCAGUCAUUGACGGCGUACCAAACCUAUAUGGAUACCAGCCUUCGUUGGCCGCGGCAGUAUUCUUUUCGACCCUCUUCAGUAUCUUGAUGAUCUUGCACAUUGUCCAAUGUGUUCGAAGACAGACCUGGUGGUGUAUGGCCUUCGUUAUUGGCUGCUUAGUGGAGGUCCUAGGAUGGUCGGCUAGAAUAUGGUCGGCGAAAUGCCCAUACAGCAAGUCUGCAUUUCUCAUGCAGCUCUCUACCUUGAUCAUAGCCGGCAUUUACCUGCUCCUGGGGUAUAUCAUCCGACUCUUCGGGCAGAAAUCCUCCUACUUCCGGUCAGGUUGCUACUUCUGGUUUUUCAGUGCCUGUGACCUCGUUUCCCUUGCAGUCCAAGCUGUUGGGGGCGGUCUUGCUUCCGCCGCACUCAGUGCUCACCGUGAUAUGGCCGAUGGGACACACAUUAUGAUCGCCGGUAUUGCAUUUCAGUUGGCCUCGACAUUGGCCUUUGCUGUCUGUAUGGUAGACUGUGUCUUUAGAGCCGUCUAUCCCCAGCAGGGUACCAUUCCAAGGGGCGUUUUGUUUCUGUUUGCUGGUAUGGUUCUUAGUGUUUUGUGUAUCUGUGUUCGAAGUAUAUACCGGCUGGCUGAGCUGUCACAAGGAUGGACAGGAUAUCUCAUUACACAUGAAAAAUAUUUCAUCAUAUUGGACGCAGUAAUGAUGGCUAUAGCAGUUGGAGUCUUCGUUAUCUUUCAUCCUAGUGUGAUGAUAUCUGCGUCUAAUUUACGGGUGGAGAGACGAUAUCGGGAGCUGGCGCCGAUCAUUGUCACAUAG